Neoarius graeffei (lesser salmon catfish) is the source of this 1423-nucleotide messenger RNA. Its product is annotated as zinc transporter ZIP11-like. The record is from RefSeq and is a predicted model, not a curated record. NCBI's taxonomy places the organism in Eukaryota, Metazoa, Chordata, Actinopteri, Siluriformes, Ariidae. The coding region runs from base 86 to 1108 and encodes 340 amino acids. Gene Ontology annotation, molecular function: zinc ion transmembrane transporter activity. Gene Ontology annotation, biological process: zinc ion transmembrane transport. Gene Ontology annotation, cellular component: membrane. The transcript has 10 exons.
GUGAUGUUGGAGACACGUGUACAGGGAAGUAGGAAGUAAAUAAGGCACUCUUCGGUGGCUUGGUGUCUGUGUUGGCAGUGAAACCAUGCUUGCAGACUGCAGUCCAGUGGUGCAGGCUCUCCUGGGGACACUCUUCACCUGGGGCCUCACCGCUGCAGGAGCUGCUCUUGUCUUCAUCUUCUCCAGCACACAGAAGCAGAUCUUGGAUGGAAGCCUGGGCUUUGCAGCAGGGGUGAUGUUGGCAGCCUCAUACUGGUCCCUGCUGGCCCCUGCUAUUGAAAUGGCAGAAGACUCUAGGAAAUAUGGGGCAUUUGCAUUCCUUCCUGUUGCUAUUGGUUUUGUCCUUGGAGCAGCAUUCGUUUAUUUUGCUGAUCUGAUGAUGCCGUUUCUGGGUGUUGAGACAGAUCUUCAUUUGGCUUUGACGCUACCUCCUGAUGCCAAACCAGCAAAAGAAAAAAUGGAGGACCCUGUAGCCCCACCCAUAACUGAGGAGCUGUCAAUCAGGAUAGGUAGAGGAGGAGCUCACUCAGAUAAAAUAGAGAAUGGAGAAGUUCACUAUAGAAGAAAAGCAACCCAGUCUGGUCAAGUAGCAGAAGAGAAGGAAGUGGGCGCUAGACCACAGGAAGUAAUUUGUCCAUCAGCAAGUAGCUGGAGACGGAUAGUGCUGUUAAUCUUGGCGAUAACCAUACACAACAUUCCUGAGGGCUUGGCUGUUGGGGUGGGUUUUGGAGCUGCUGGAAAAACCUCAUCUGCCACAUUUGAGAGCGCCAGAAACCUCGCUAUAGGCAUAGGUAUCCAGAAUUUCCCAGAAGGCCUUGCAGUGAGUCUGCCACUCCGAGGCUCUGGAGUGUCCACGUGGCGAGCCUUCUGGUACGGGCAGCUCAGUGGAAUGGUGGAGCCGGUGGCGGGGUUGCUAGGUGCCGUUGCCGUGGUGCUGGCUGAGCCGUUGCUACCCUAUGCACUGGCCUUUGCUGCAGGGGCCAUGGUUUAUGUCGUCGUUGAUGACAUCAUACCCGAAGCUCAAGUCAGUGGCAAUGGGAAGCUGGCUUCCUGGACCUCCAUACUUGGCUUCAUUGUGAUGAUGUCACUGGAUGUUGGCCUGGGAUAAAGACUUUUUGUUCACCAAAAAUGACAGAAUGACUUUACUGGUCUUCUAAAAAAGGGCCCAAAUGAACCGUCAUAUCAAAAUCAGGGUUAACAAUUUGAAGAAUGCCUUGGAGUUUUUUUACUCCAUAUUUUAUUGUUGUUUUUUUUUUGUUUUAAUUAUUGAUAAAUGCUUAAUUCAUGAAUAACUAAAUACUUGAAUAUCACUUGAAUAAGAGGUUGUGUGAGGUUGUGGUUUGCUUAUUGCAGCUUAUCCAUUGUUUCACAGCCACAGCAUGAAGAUAGUUUGUUCAUUAAAACUCUAAAUUGUCUUCCGUCA